AUGGAAUCGCAUUUAAAGGAAUAUACAGAUGAAGAUGACUCUUUUAAAAAAGGUUGUACCAAUGCUUUAAGUCAUAUAACAACUAUUAGUUUUCGUCCUCCAAUUAUUAUAUCUCCAUUUUGUGAAUAUACUAAUUACUGGUUCUAUAGUAAGUUGAAAACAACUAAUAAAAUUACAUAUAAUCAGAAUUUAUUGGAGAAUUUUUUUAAUGAUCUUGGUAAUUCCGAAAAAUGCAUAGAGUAUACGGAGGCUAUUGACGAAAAUACAUAUAAUGACCUUGAAAAAUUAGAUAAAUUGUAUGAUAAAUUUUAUAGUUUUGCAAAAAAAGAAACUUCAACAGAUAGUAAUAAUUGCAAUUACGGAGAAGAAUGUGCCCAAGAAUACAGGAAACACGAGGAUACAUGUAGGGGGAAAGGUAACAAUAGUUUUUGUAAUGAAUUAGAAAACUUUCGAGUAAGAUAUAAUAAUCACCUUACAUCAAUAAAAAAUUGCAAUAACUUAAAAGAAUUACCAUCCUUCCAAGGGUCUUCACUAGCUGCUACCAUUUCACUCCCAGUUUCUGUAAUGUCAGCAAUAUCUUUUUUUUCAUUUAUUACGUACAAGGUUGGUAAAUUUUUUGUACAAAAUUGA
Plasmodium cynomolgi strain B is the source of this 630-nucleotide messenger RNA. RefSeq lists its product as hypothetical. NCBI's taxonomy places the organism in Eukaryota, Apicomplexa, Aconoidasida, Haemosporida, Plasmodiidae. The record is from RefSeq and is a predicted model, not a curated record. Bases 1 to 630 code for a protein of 209 amino acids. The transcript has a single exon.